UUUUUUUUUUUCAUUAGAAAAAAAACAAGUUGUUUUAUCCUCUGUUGUAUCUUAUAUCUUUUGUUAUAUCUUCUGUUGUACUCUUUUCAACAACUAUACAUCUUCUAUUCAUACUAGUACUGGUACUGGCUCCACUGCUCUUCUUGCGCUUCUCCCUGAUUUAUUCGUUGAGUCAACAGCAUUAACAUUUACAUCAACAUCAUCAACUAAAACAACAACAACAACAACAACAACAACAACAACAACAACAACAACAACAACAACAACGACAACAACAACGACAACAACGACAACAACAUCCGGCUCCUUAUAUCUUAUGAAUUAAACCCUGCAUCCUUGCUUCAUCUCUAGCAUUCCAUCAUGUCAUCCAUAAACAACGAAAAUGAAUAUAGACUAACUCGAUCUAAAUCCUUAGCUAGUCAGCGUCAACAACUAGAACAGAAAAAAUUAAAACUUCACCAUAAUCAUAAACCUGAAUCGGAUACGGUUAAAAACUCAGAAGACGUGAUUGUUUCUACUAACUCGACCCGUCCUCAUUUAGCUGACGUUUCAAACCAAUUUGGAGUUAGUGGCUCCAAAUCAAUUACUAAUUCAAAAGAUUCGAAAGAUUCUGAUAAAAAAUUAGAUCAACAAGAAACUCUAGCUCCUCCAGUCCAAGUAACUUCAUCAACCACUACCAAAAGACGUCCCUUGGCUGGAGACUUGGCUCCUUUAACCCAACAAACUUCAUCCUCAUCCAAUUCCAAUAAUAAAGUUUCUAAGAUUCCUUCAAAAUCAAAUAAUAAAAGAUCUUCCACUGAUUUUGAUAAAGAAAAUGAUGAUUCUAAAAUAAUGUUACAACCUUCUCAAACUACAGCAUCUAAUAUUUCUGCAUCUAAAAAAAAUAAUUUAUUAGUUCCAAAUAGAAAAAGACAAGCCACGGAAUCUUCUUCGAAUUUGGUUGAAAAACUUCAUACAACAAACGAAUUAAAUAAUUCAAAUAAAUUUAAAAAAUCAAAACGUAUUGAUUAUGAAUGGCAGGAUUUGGAUGAAGAAGAUUUCGAUGACCCUCUAAUGGUUAGUGAAUAUGUUAAUGAUAUAUUUCCUUAUUUAAAUGAAUUAGAAUAUAAAACUUUACCAGAUGCAGAUUAUUUAUAUAAACAAACUCAAUUAAAACCCAGAAUGAGAUCAAUUUUAGUUGAUUGGUUGGUUGAAAUGCAUCAAAGAUUUCGUCUUUUACCAGAAACUUUAUUUCUUGCAAUUAAUAUAAUGGAUAGAUUUAUGUCAUUAGAAGUGGUUCAAAUUGAUAAAUUACAAUUAUUAGCAACUGGUUCUCUUUUCAUUGCUGCUAAAUAUGAAGAAGUUUUCUCUCCUUCAGUUAAAAAUUAUGCUUAUUUCACUGAUGGUUCUUAUACUGAAGAUGAAAUUUUACAAGCUGAAAAAUAUAUUCUUACCAUACUAGAUUUUGAAUUGAAUUAUCCAAAUCCAAUGAAUUUCUUAAGAAGAAUCUCUAAAGCUGAUGAUUAUGAUGUUCAAUCAAGAACUUUAGGUAAAUAUCUUUUAGAAAUAACAAUUAUGGAUUAUAAAUUCAUUGGAAUGUUACCGUCCUUAUGUUCAGCUUCAGCAAUGUAUAUUGCUAGAUUAAUAUUAGGUAAAGAUCCAGUUUGGAACGGUAACUUAAUUCAUUACUCUGGUGGUUAUAAAGUUUCUGAUAUGAAAGAAUGUAUAAAUUUAAUUAUGGAAUAUUUAAUUGCCCCAGUCGAGCAUGAUGAAUUUUUCAAAAAAUACGCUACUAGAAAAUUUAUGAAGGCAAGUAUUGUUUGUCGUGGUUGGGCUCGUAAAUUCAUAAGUGAAGAAAGAGAUUUAUUCGAUCCAAACUUAAUUACUGAUAGAAUUCCAAAAUAA
Molecule: messenger RNA, 1884 nt
Organism: Hyphopichia burtonii NRRL Y-1933
Lineage: Eukaryota; Fungi; Ascomycota; Pichiomycetes; Serinales; Debaryomycetaceae
Gene: CLB2
Product: B-type cyclin
Exons: 1
Coding region: 361-1884 (507 amino acids)
Biological process (GO): regulation of cyclin-dependent protein serine/threonine kinase activity; G2/M transition of mitotic cell cycle
Cellular component (GO): cytoplasm; cyclin-dependent protein kinase holoenzyme complex; nucleus
Molecular function (GO): cyclin-dependent protein serine/threonine kinase regulator activity
Source: RefSeq, a predicted model, not a curated record